GUUGUGCUGUCAGCAAAUCUGCUAGGCUACUCAUUCACGCCCCGUUCUCGCUCAUCCCACUCCGGUUUGUCUGACUCUUCUCUCUCUUGACUAACAAUUGCUCGGGAAGUGGCGGGAUUGACUUGUCUGUCCUUCAUGGUUUACAUGACAGUUCGGUGCUCUGUCUCUAUUUAUCCUAUGUGAAAUAACGGUUCCAAGGAUACAAUCUACAAUCGGAUAGCCUAACGGUCUAGGAUCGGGCGCCAAAAGAAACUUGAUUAGGUCCAUUUGUUUGGGCACUCAAUGCAAGGGAUCUUCAAACGGUAUGCAGGAUUGUUUCGAAGUAGCAGCCAGAGGAGACGAUUAUAAUUUCUGUUCUUAUCGAGAUCGGGUGUAUCGAGAGACAGUGGAAUAUUUUAGCAGUUGGGGGGGGGGAGGACGAGGAGAAAGAGGAACGGCAUUCGCAGACUGGACUCACAAGGGGCUUCUAAAUGCGUCUUCUUGUCGACCCUCCGAGAACAAUGAAUAGUGGUUCUAGCAACUUUCUGCUAGUUCCAAUACCGGAGUAUCCCGUUCUAGACUGCGUGCCCAACAAAAACGUUAAGAUUGUGGUUUUGGGAGCGAGCAACGUCGGGAAAACAGCUUUGAUCGUCAGGUUUCUGACCAAGAGGUUCAUUGGGGACUAUGAGGCAAACACAGGGGCCCUUUACUCCAGAAAGAUCAAUCUAGAUGGAGAACAGGUCUCACUACAGGUUCAGGACACACCCUGUGUCUCUCUACAGGAUGAUGCAGAGGGACUAUAUUGUCAGGAGCAGAUCAACAGGUCUAUCUACUGGGCGGAUGGAUACGUCCUGGUGUUCUCCAUCACCGACCACAGCAGUUAUAGAACCAUACAGCCUCUCUACCAGCACGUCAGACGCAUCCACCCUGCAGGGAACAUACCUGUCAUACUGGUGGGCAACAAGAGCGACCUCCUCCGUGCCCGCCAGGUGCCGGCUGACGAGGGCGAGACGUUGGCAGCCUCUCUGGGUGGGCCGUACUUUGAGGCGUCUGCCAGGGAGAACCACGAGGGGGUCCACGCCGCCUUCCUGCACCUCUGUGGCGAGGUGAGCCGGGCGCUGGGUGGGGGUAACGGGGAGAAAAGGAGAGGGGGGCUGCACCUGGCCCGGCCCAAGUCCCCCAACAUGCAGGAGCUGAAGAGGAGGUUUCGACAGGUGCUGUCCUCUAAGGGAAAGUCUUCUACUAACACCUUGUGAUGACAAUGGGGGGAAAAAAUGCUUAUUUUUUGGGGUUCUGGAAUUGGAAUUCUGGAUUGAGCCCAGUUGACUCUCCUGUGAUGUCGUUGUAUGAUAAUGAAUGGAACACUUUUUUUCAAAUGGAGCAUUUCGUUGGAACAGUGAGAAGAGGGAAACAACGGAUAUUGUAUUUCUUUGGAUUGGAAUGGAACAUUAAGAUAAAGAGGUUCCCCUUGUGGAAGGAAUGGCAAAGAGACAGCAAGGCCCAAUACUACCAACAGAACAGUGUGCUAUGAGGCUUGUGACAUCACAUACCAUUCUGACAAUCUGACCAAUGGUGACAGAGGAACCUGAAAUACUGACUUUGACUGACAGGCCUAACGGACCAAUCAUAGGCUACUCUGAGAUCUGCUAUUCGAUCUGAGCUGUCACUCACUAGCCUACUCUUCUUGCUUCUGAUACAUUUGUAUUGAAUGAAUGUCAUCUGAAAAUGUACUGUACCCAGAAGCAAAACAAACCGAUGGGUUGCACCCUAUUCCCAAUUUAGUGAACUACUUUCAUCCAGGGCCUAAGUAGCGCACUAUGUAGGGAAUUGGGUGCGUUUGAGAAGCAACUAAUAUAUUUUCAAUAUGAAAAACAUGGAUAGGUCAUGGUUAAUCAAAUGUUUAUUUAGCAAUUACAUGUCCUUUCACAUUUUAAAUAGGAUCUGUUUUUUAGCAGACUCUUUUAUCCAAAGAGACUUACAGUCAUGCGUACAUACAUUUUUACCUAUGGGUGGACCUGGGAAUUGAACCCACAACCCUGGCAUUACAAGCGCCAUGCUCUACCUGCUGGGCUACAGAGGACCAUCCUGGUCUGUACUUAUCUGAACCAACCUGAUUCCCUCUGAACAGUCUCUAACCACAGAUCUAGGAUCAGUUUACCCUACCAUUAGCACUAGCAUGAACAUAGAUCAGAGCUUAUAGGGGGAACUUCAGCCUAGUGUUACUGCUUGCAAAUGUCUGCUAACUUUUCCUACAUUUCUGGGUUUACCAGAAAUCCUGGUUGGAACUUUCCUGGAAUAAGGAGGGAAUAAGCAGGAUUUCUGGAAAACCAGGGGUAUUUGGGGGGGAAAGUUACUGUAAUUUUGCCACCCUAGUCAGGACCCUUUAGAGCAACAUGUACACAGGCUCCAUUUUGGACAGAUAUAUAUUUUUAAUAAGAAGCCAGAGAGGAAGGAGACAUGGGCUUGUGUUCCAAAUGGCACCCUAUUUCCUAUAUAGUGCACUACCCACAGGGCUCUGGUCAAAUGUAGUGCACUAUAUCGGGAGCCAUUUGGGACUGACCCAUUGGAGAGACAUGUCAAAUCGGAGUUCUCAUGACCUUUCACCUCUAUCUGCUGUGUCAGAGUUUUGUGGAACACACCAGAGGUUAGGGAGCGCCCAGUUCCCCCAGACUCGCACGGAUACACACAAGAACGCCUGGGGCACAGGGUCAGGGUUAGGGUUACUGGGGCACAGUGUUCCGAUAACGACACAUUCCUCAGCAUCUGGAACUGGUUUCUGUGAAUCUGGUCGUUGCCCCCAACCACCUCCAUAGAGAGACAAACACCACAAACUUUUAACCUCUGGCCUUUGACCUAUAAAAUUAAUCAGUCUCAUUGUGUGCCAGUAGAAGGAUUAAUUUCACUAUAGUGGCUGAGUAUCGCUUUGCUGGGUCAUGUUCAUUAGGGACAAAAUGGACUUAAACAAGGAGGGACUACCUGGACUUGUUCUAUAAGAAACACUUGUAUUGUUUUCUCUGAAAGUGUUCUAAGCCGUUUUGCUGCUCUAUUUAACACAACCAAGAUGCUUGAGAUGUAGUUUAUAAAUGCUAAUAAAGAAAUUUGAACUUG
Oncorhynchus nerka (sockeye salmon) is the source of this 3087-nucleotide messenger RNA. Its product is annotated as ras-like protein family member 11A-like. The coding region runs from base 471 to 1235 and encodes 254 amino acids. NCBI's taxonomy places the organism in Eukaryota, Metazoa, Chordata, Actinopteri, Salmoniformes, Salmonidae. Gene Ontology annotation, molecular function: GTPase activity; GTP binding. The record is from RefSeq and is a predicted model, not a curated record. The transcript has 5 exons.